Messenger RNA from Pocillopora meandrina, 447 nucleotides. Lineage: Eukaryota; Metazoa; Cnidaria; Anthozoa; Scleractinia; Pocilloporidae. The record is from the annotation of a GenBank genome assembly.
CUUUUCAGUUAUAGCAUUGUGUCAAGGCCCGUAACCCUUGCCUGUGGGCACUCUGGCUACAAAAAUUGCAUGGAAACUUGGGCAGAAUCGACAGCCACACCGUUAUGUCCCCAGUGUCGGGCAACGUUCCAAAAAGAAGAGCUGAGGAUAAAUGUGGCAAUGGAUAAGGCAACCCAAGAUUUGCCUGUUAAAUGUAACAGCCAAACCUGCCAGUGGAAGGGCAACUAUAGCGAUGCCAACGAUCACCUCAGACAUUGCCCAAAAGUACGAGAGAGGUGCCCCAACGAAGGACGCCAGCACAUGGCAGCAUGGGAAGAAAUGACAGCAAAUGCUUGCCCAAAAGAAAGGAUCCCAUGUUCAGGAUGCCAACUGAGUGUAACCAGGGAAAAACUACAAUUCCACCGUACAUCUUUAUGCAUCAUUACCACGGUAUGUUGUAUUGAUUAG